ACUUUCUGCUGAAUUUAAGUUCAUGCCAAUAGGUUAUGUUUUAGGUUCAAGAAGCUGCUGAUUGCUUGGGCGCUGAUUGUGUACCACGCUAUGUGGAAAUGAACCAGACACGGGGCCUUGAUGUUGAAAACAUCUUUAACCAAUCAAAGAAGGAUGAAGUAACAACAGAGUUAUGGAAUCAAUCAGGAAAAGCCUGGAAAUAUUUGUUAGAUGAACUAAAUAAAGGUUCUGAUUCAGAGAAAGUUCUUGUUGCAGUUGGGAAUCCUGCAGUUCACAUUGCAAUGAUGGGACACUGCUUAAAACUUUCAAAGGAACGGAUGGGAUCAUUUCAUCUUGAUUCAGGCAGUAUCAGCAUCGUUGAUUUCCCGGACGGGCCCACCGGAGUAGGUAUUAUCCGGUGCAUCAACUACACUGCUCAUUUAGGGAGGUGGUCUAUACCUAUUACAAGAUCAACAGUGGAUGAUGAGGAGUUUUGAGUGUAAAUAUGAUCAACACUUUCCUGUAUUUUAACAACUAUUGAACUGAAAGUCUGGAAAUAAGACUUGUCAUAUUGCAUGUUUAAAAAAAAAAAAAAUUAAAUCUUUUCUUCAUUUA
Molecule: messenger RNA, 594 nt
Organism: Olea europaea var. sylvestris
Lineage: Eukaryota; Viridiplantae; Streptophyta; Magnoliopsida; Lamiales; Oleaceae
Product: 2-carboxy-D-arabinitol-1-phosphatase-like
Exons: 2
Coding region: 99-476 (125 amino acids)
Source: RefSeq, a predicted model, not a curated record